Phaedon cochleariae (mustard beetle) is the source of this 6595-nucleotide messenger RNA. NCBI's taxonomy places the organism in Eukaryota, Metazoa, Arthropoda, Insecta, Coleoptera, Chrysomelidae. The record is from the annotation of a GenBank genome assembly.
CACUUGACAAACAACCUCCUAAUACAAAAUGUCACCCAGACUUGUAAACAACAGUUGCUUAUUGGAUUUCCUGAAGUAUUUUUCGAUUUUCAGGUGUAAUAUUCGUAUUUUCAAGUAGAAAUAAUGAUUUCAAUGUGGUGCUUAGAGCUUUUGAGAAGUUAAUAUAAUAUUAUUAUUAUAAUCGCGGGUUUAUACCCAUUAAUCUUCCUGCAGAAAGAUUGUACAGUUCCUUGGGUGCAAGUUCAUUCACGAGAUAUAUAAACCAUUUAAAAUAGUGUGGAGAAUUAAAAAGAUGCAGGCAGAUGAUCCUCCCUAUUUAUCUGUGGGGACAGCAGUAAGUGCCAAGUACAAGGGUGCCUUUUGUGAAGCUAAAGUGAGCAAAGUAGUUCGUAUUGUAAAAUGCAGGGUAACUUACAAAAUGGGCUUGGGAACUGCUGUACUAAGUGAUGAACAAAUCAAAGGGACUCUGAGAGCAGGCCAACUUGUUCAAGCCAAACAUCCAGAUAGAAAGGAUUUGGUGGAUGCAACCAUUACAAAAAUUCAAGACUGUAGCCAGUAUACUGUUGUUUUUGAUGAUGGAGACAUUACGACUUUGCGUAGGACUGCUUUGUGUCUGAAAAGUGGAAGGCAUUUCAAUGAAAGUGAAACUUUGGACCAACUACCACUUACCCAUCCUGAACAUUUUGGCAAUCCAGUUGUGGGGGGCAGAAGAGGUAGAAGAAGCAGACAACCCAAGGAUGAUAGUAGUGAUGGGGAAGUGGAAGAAGAAAAUGAACCAGACCUGGAAGCAUAUCUUCUGGAUUUGAAGAGAGUUGUGAGUGUUGAGGUGACUGAUAAAAAACGCAGUAAAGACAACUGGUUCCCAGGACUUGUAGUGAUUCCUUCUGCUCAACCAACUGUGAGAAUCAACAUGAAAGAUGAAUAUUUGAUAAGGUCCUUCAAAGAUGGAAGAUAUUAUACUGUACCUAAAAAAGAAGUGUCAGAAUUCAGUAGAAGUAUGGCUGAAAAAGUGGAAAAUUAUCACUUGGCUGAGGCUAUCCAGAAAGCUGUGAGGUUCUUAGAUCACAAUGAAUUGCCACCUCACUGGGAAAAAAGUGCAUUAUUCAACUCACAAUCAAUGGAUAGUGAAAGUGACAGAUUCACUGAUAGCUCGGACGAUGAACCUUGUGAAGAAAAAGACCGAUUCGUGGCGCAGCUGUACAAAUUCAUGGACGACGCCGGCACGCCUCUGAACAAAACGCCCACGAUUGCCCACAGGGACAUCGACCUGCACCGGCUGUUCCGCGUCGUCCAAAAGUUGGGCGGCUACAACCGCGUGACCAAUCAGAACAAGUGGCGGACGGUCACUGCCCGGCUGUACCUGCCCAACAACCAGAACACCUUCAAUCAGGUGAAGGCGGUGUACAAGAAGUGCUUGUCCAGCUACGAGACCUUUUAUCGGACGCUCGGAGUGACCAUGCUUAACCACACGAGGCCCACGAAGAAAAAUAAGGGUCGCAGUCUCAUCAGAGACAAGGACAGAAGCACUCCGAUCAACAGCCCGGGCCCAGAAAAGGAAGAAGAAUCGACAGAGGAGAAGAAGCCUCCCUCGCCUGUGGCGCAGACCCCCAUAGCCGAACCGCUCAAGUCUAAACGCAUAGAAAAGAAAAGAGCUCAGGCGCAAGCCUUAUUGGCUGCGGAGGCAAGCGACACGUAUUCGAGCGACACGACCGACCAAUCGGAGGCCAAGGAGAUCGGGAGGGGGAAGCGGGAGAGGUCGACCACGACAGUGACGGCGGAGGGGAAGGUCGGCAAGGAGAAGAAGGCUGUGGCGGUGAGCGGGGAGAAAGUGAAGGCUCUGGUGGAGAAGUUCGAGGAGCAGGGGAAGAAAGAGGAGGAGGAGAAGGGUCAACUAACACGCUCCAAGUCUCAAUCCAAACAAAAAGACCCCCCGCCGCCGGCCGUCGAAAAGGACAAGAAACCCGAAGUCAAACCGCCGAAAGAGGCGAAACCCGCCGUCGUCAAACCGGCGAAAAAAUCCGCGCCGUCCACUUCGUCCUCCGAGGACGACAAGAAGAAGGGCAGGAAGCGCGUGGCCGACUCCGAAACCGGCGGCAGCGACGCCCUCGUCGGCGUCGCCGUGAACAUCGGAGAUAAGCUGAAGGUCUAUUAUGGGCCCACGCACGAAUCGAAGGUCACCUACGAGGCCAAGGUCAUCGAAAUCGACAAGGAUCAAAUGGGUGCCGUGUAUUUGGUACAUUAUACAGGAUGGAACACAAGAUACGAUGAAUGGAUACAACCUCAGAGGAUUGCAGAGAAUUUGAGCGCCACCACCAAAGCGAAGAGAACAAAACAGUCGGCGGCAGGAACGAGCACCAGUAACGUUAACAAGUCCAAUAACGCCCCCAAGGUGGGUGCCAAGCGAGGCCGCGUGAAAUCAGUGUCGGCGCGCUCCUCCACCGCGGACGCGCCACGAUCCACCACCCCGUCGAGCGUGACGUCGUCGGGCAGCAGGACGAAGAGCCCUGGCACUCCCGCCACCAGGUCCACCGGCAGGUUGACCAGACAGGAUUCAUUUCGACGUACCCGAAGGAUAUCUGCUCAAACUGACAUUUCGAACCACACCGAAUCCGAUAGCGAUGACGGUUCGUGUAGCGAAUCUGAACUCUCCAGGACCAGGAGUGGGGCAAAAUCUGAAGAAACUGAGGUGCCAGUUAGAACCUAUCAAAAAAGGAUGCCCAAACCGCCCAUGUUGUCAAAAACAGAUAAACGCAAAGAUGACGAGGACACAGAGAAAGAAGAUGACCAAGAAAAAGUCACAAAACGAACGAGAAAAAUCAAGAGAUCUCCCGAAAAAUCCGCCGAAGAGAGCGAAGAGGAGGAGGAAGAUGAAGACGAAUCGAACCCGCCGAAAGGCCGCGACUUCGAUCUCAACCAGAUCAGAUCCGAGCUGAAAGGCUUCGCCAAAGCCAUCAAGCUAUCGCCUCUGGAAACCAUGAUGGACAAGAUCGAAAAGGAAGCGGUGUCUUCGUCGGACGAUUCCACCAAUCCUCCCGUGCUGGAGAAGCCGGCAGAGGUGGAGGACGGAGCCGAGGAGAAACCGAAGGAGACACCGCUGGAGAAAUCCUCCAGCUCCGAAGACAUCUACGAGUUCAAGGAGCCGGAGCCUUUCGAAUUCGAGAGCAGGGCGAAGUUAGGGGAGGACAAGAAGAGGUUACCUAGGAUUUUCGAGGAUAUCGACAAGUCGCCGAGUAAAAGAAGCGUCAGAAUGUCUCCGGAAAAAUUGGAGACUCCUGACAGUCCAGAUCGGCGCAUAUUCCGCAGGUUACCGGUUAAAAAACAAGAUUUUUCUGAGGAAGAGGACGAGGAGGAGGAAGAAUCUAUCACGCUGUUUUCUCCGCCCAAAGAAGAGGAAGACCCCUUCGAUAAGCUAGUGGAAUCUCCUUGUUUCAAUAUCGUUAAACCUUUGGAGAAGCCAAUUGAGAACAAGGAGAAAGUCCUGAGGAACCUCAACGAGGAAACAAUGAGUCUCUUCAGGGAACUUCCUGAGACCGUGGAGGACUACAGCGGGGACAUGGAGCUGUCGGAUUGCGAGUCGCAGACCGAAAUUUUCACUACGAGCCCCGAAAAGAUGGCCCGGGAGGGGGGAGACGUGUUCGCCGAGGCUUUUCCGAAAACGCCGCCGGCGGUCAACGUGCUGGACAUGGACUUCCCUUCGGCCAAGACGGAUGACAGUAAACUGAAAGACAACGAGAACAUCAGCGAUGAUGAAGAAUUGAUCAGAGAGCAGAUACAGCGAGUCAUAGCUCGAAGUUCGUCGACUGACGACGAUAGCAACGACGUUUUGAUGAUCAGACCUCCGACCACCAACUAUCAGAUCAAGAAGAAGGAUUGCGAGUUGAUUCCCACCAUGGCCACUAUUUUGGGGAUAAGCAUGCUGGAUGUGCCUGCCGUUAAGGAAGAAAUUAUCAAGGUAGAAGACACUGUGUCGGAAUUGGAAAAAGAGAUCCCGCCACCAUCGCCGGAAAAAAAUCCAGCGCCUCCCGUAGAAAAGCCCGCGCCUCCCGUGGAAAAGCAGCUGAUCUCGCCGGCCCUGCAGGAAACCGACAGCUCUCUGCUGGAGUCCAUCGUCUCCCAACCGCCCGUCCCGCUCGAGGUGAAGCUGGAGGAGACCGCCAAAGAGUUGAGUAUCGUGAAAACGGGCACCAAGAUAGCGGACUCCAUUCUGCAGAAGCUCAACUCGAUCAAGAACGAGUUGGAGGCCAAAGGAACUGUGGACAAAGAUGAGGAGGAAGAUGAGGAGGAGGAGAAGGAGGAGGGAGAGAAGAUUGAAAAACAGGAGGAGGUGGAGAAGGAGGAAGUGAAGGAGAUGCCAGAAAAUAAGUGUGACCCCCCUCCCGAACUGCAAGACCAACCAGACCAGCCUAAACCGCCCCCCGAAAGCCAAGACCCCGCCCCAGAAGCGGCUACACCCAUCGAACCGCCAAUCGAAAACGAAGAAGAAGAGGAAGAAGAAGAGGAGGAGGAGGAAGAAGAGGAAGAGGAGGAGAUCCCGUCGCCGCCCAUUGAGGAGCCGGUGAAGAUCCACGCGCAGAAGCGCUCGCCGAGCCUCCCCGCGGAGCGGAAAAGACGCCGACGGGCGCUGAGCAAGGCGUUCGUGGACGAAAGCGACUUUGAUAGCAGCGAUUCCGAGCAGUUGGUCAUUGCGAGGUCCGAUGAUGAAUCGAUGGAUGUCAAGCUCCAGAUGGAUGCCAAGGAGAGCGACAGCAGCACCAUGUUCCCCCACUCUCAAACCACCGACGAUUCGCAGUCGCAGGAGGAGCGCAACUUCAACUUCGACCGCGUCAACGAAGAGAAAGCCCGCGAGCCGACGCCGCCGCCCGCCGCUGUCAAGGAGGAGGAGGUCGUGGUCGAGGAGGGGCAGCUGGUGAAGGAGGAGGAGGCCGAUCCGCACCUGCACGAGCUGCUGCUGUGCGAGGAGGAGAUACCGCGGAGUCCGGCGCCGGCGACGGAUAUGCAGCAUUGCCAAGAGACCAAGCCGUCGACGAUGCCGAAAUCAGUGGCGGAGAUGCCGUUCGCUAGCGCACCGGGCACCAGCGCCGGCAAGAGCAUGCUGCUCGACCAAAAGGCGCCCCAACGGGCGUCUCCUCAUCCCCCCCACCCGCCCCGGCUGGAGAUGCCGGCGGAACGAGGGGCGGCGAGGUCGGAGGCGGGCGGUCGCUCGCCGCCCACCACGCCCGAGAGCAGUGGCAGCGACGCGUCGCCCCGAGGUGAUACAGGUGGUUUGUCACCUACGGCAGUGGACAAUGAGAGCUGUAGAUCGAAUGAUGUUGAACCUGAAUAUCCAAGACAACGACGAGGAUCUACCACGAAAGUGUCACCUUACAGUGAAGAAGACACCCGAAUGACCAACGAGAGCCCCACGAAACGGCUGAAAGAACUCGUGGCGGCGUCCUGCAAGAGGCGUAGGAAAUCGCAACGGAGCUCCGACGACACCAUGCCCUCCGGCAUGAAGAAGAUGAGGAAGACUAUGAACAGAUCGCGGCACAACAGCGACAGCGACGACACCAGCGAUCACUCGAACACGGGCAGCACGAAGAUGCGCCUGUACGACAGGUCGAACAGGAGCCCGAGGCCUUCCAAGUAUAAUUUCUUCGUCGAAUUCGAUCCAAGCUUAGAUAGUGGGCAGCGCAUAGCUGUCUUGCAACAAAAAUUAUCUGAGCUGAGGAAAACAUAUGCUGAUGUAAAGGCAGAGCUUGCUGUGGUAGAGAGGAGACGGAAAAAAAUCAGAAGGAGGGAAAGAGAAGCUUUGAAGGCAGCUAAGCAAGAAAUGGCGUGUGCAUGAUGAAGCCACAUUUCUCAGAGAUCUUCCAGUUGAGACUUUUGUAAAAAAAAGUCAUUACUAUUAUAUUGACUGAAACCUAUGUACCCACAGAUAUGGCAGUUUGUAUUUCAUUAAUUAUGUUUGCUGUGAAAAGACUAUUGAGAAGUUAUCUGAACUUUCUGCCAAAGAGUUUCUGUUGAAAUUACAAUCCUUUCGGAACCAAUUUAUAUCUCUAACUUUCGUAGAAACUUGAUUCUGAUAUUAUAUUUAUUCUCUUAUUGAUAAUUUUUGUUGUUGAAACAUGCACAGAGCGAUUUUUCCGGAGCACAUUACUGUACAAUUUUUUUGUUGAUAUUGAAUAAUCCGGGAUAAUCUCUUGUUGAAUAGACACUAACAAACUGUGGCCUCAAGAGAAAUCCUCAUUUUCGGUGAGUUCAUUUUCCGAAAAUUAUAGGGUUGUUUGACUCAGUGAAUUAGUUAUUUAUUGCCUGAGUAGUGAAUUUGUAUUUUUACAGCUAUGCAGUGAAUUAAUUGAUGAACUUGUCGGGAAUGAUUCAAGAGAUAUUUCUUCCAAUCAAAUUAAAUACGUAUUUUGAAAUAUCUAACUGGAUAGUGUAAUGAUGAUCAAGACUGAUCGAUAUGCAAUACCAAGAUCUUUUAUAAUUUUUUGUUAAUUAGUUAAAGGACACACAAUUUUUAAGCCUGUAUCUUUGUAAAUAUUGUGUUCACUAUAUUCCUUGAAAUUUUGCAUUGCACGAAAUUUAAGACUUGUUAGAGGAUAUUCUUAUAAAA